AAUACUCGUACCUGCGCCAAGCUGCUUCCGCCCUCCGCCUACUCCGGCCUCUCCACCACCAUCACGGGUAAAAACGCUUCGGAAGAUCAGCUGCGGGCUCUGCUUGCAACAGCAGCAGCAGCAGCAGCUGCAGCAGGAGGAAGCAGUGGUAACACGAGCGCUGCUGCAGGGGGGGUAGCGGCGGCAGGAGAGCGGUGGUUGGUGUAUGUGCCGAGGCACGGCCUGGGCAACUCUCUGCGCGGCUUUUCCUCUGCUCUGCUCUUCGCCUUGCUCUCUGGCCGCCGCUUCCUGCGCUGGCACGGGGGGCCGCACGGCCGGGUGCUAGAUCGUCUCUGCGACGCAUUUGGAUGUGCCACGGACCAGCUCAUCACCACGUCGCUCUCACUCCCCCUCCCGCUCCUCGAGGACCACGACCUCCUCCUGCACGGCCUCUCCGACCCCUCCCCCGUGCUCUCCGUCUUCACGGGUGCCUUCUUUGACAAGUUCUGGCGCAAGGACAAGCGCGUUUAUCGGUGCGUGCUGGCCGCGUUCCGCUGCGCCACCAUCUGGUGCGUGCACGCGCGGACGCUCGCGCUGCUGCUCCCCAACGGCCCGUCUCUUCGCCUGGAGCGAGAGCUGGAUAAGGGCCUCUGGUCGAUUCGGCCUCUGGUGCAGCAGCCGGAGGGAGGGGAGGGAGUGGGAGUGGGAGUGGGAGGAAGGGUGGGGAUGGGCGAGGAGGAGGAGCAUUGGGAGAUGGAGAAGGUGGCGCCAGGGCAGGCGGUGCGGAUGCAGUUUGACAUGGCCCUGCACGUGCGAGGGCGCCCCAGCAAGGUGGAGUUGCGCCAGCGACAGCAGCAGCACCAGCAGCAGGAGCACCAGCAGCAGCAGUGCAGGGAGGCGGAGGCGCCUGGAGGAGGAAUGGACAACACAGACGAGGUCCGGCCAGCCAUAGUCAAAUUCCUGCGCCCGUUCGGCCGAGUCUUCUUCUCCAACGCGCCUGCCAUCCAUCUGUCCAAGUCCCGGUCCCAGGGGAGUCACCUGAGCACGCUCGGGGACUUUCUGAUGCUUAGUAAAGCGUCGGUGGUGGUGAGCUUCACGCGCUACAUCAGCACGUUUGCCAUGUUUGCCGCUAUGCUGGGGAACGGCACGCUUGUGGCGCAGCCUGAGUCGGAGAGUAACUGCCGGUUUGUCGUGGAGCACUUGGCGCAGAUGCCCUCGUGA
Messenger RNA from Closterium sp. Naga37s-1, 1200 nucleotides. The record is from the annotation of a GenBank genome assembly. NCBI's taxonomy places the organism in Eukaryota, Viridiplantae, Streptophyta, Zygnematophyceae, Desmidiales, Closteriaceae.